Penicillium malachiteum is the source of this 1842-nucleotide messenger RNA. RefSeq names its product pseudouridine synthase DEG1. Gene Ontology annotation, cellular component: nucleus; cytoplasm. Lineage: Eukaryota; Fungi; Ascomycota; Eurotiomycetes; Eurotiales; Aspergillaceae. Gene Ontology annotation, biological process: tRNA pseudouridine synthesis; mRNA pseudouridine synthesis. Bases 1 to 1842 code for a protein of 613 amino acids. Gene Ontology annotation, molecular function: pseudouridine synthase activity; RNA binding. The record is from RefSeq and is a predicted model, not a curated record. The transcript has a single exon.
AUGGUGGGCACCGACAAUCCAGAGCAGCCCGACUACACAACAUGGAGCAACGCUAGCCUCGUCGAGCGAAUCACCGAGCUAGAACGUCAAUUGAAGUCUCAAACCACACAAUAUACUGCACCACCCACAGAGCUUCGCCUUGCGCCUAUUCCUAGCGAUGUCCACGAACCCGCGAUCCCCACUCAAGAGGAAGCAUCCGUGCAAACGAAGCCUGCGCAACUUGCCGAGAUCGAUAUCGUGCAUGCGCCUGGAAAAAAGCGAGCGCUCAAAGAGCAGCGAGAUUUUGAUCCCUCGAAAUACUCCACGCGGUUUAUUGCUCUGAAAUUUGCCUACUUGGGACAAAGGUAUAACGGUCUGGAGCAUACCAAUGGCAAUCCUACACCAUUGCCUACGAUCGAGGAGGUGAUAUGGAAGGCUAUGCGCCGGACAAGAAUCAUCUUCCCCGAAACCAGUUGUCCCGAGGAGGAGCCAAAUGAUACUGUGCCUCGUGCCUUACGGCCGUACUCUAUCUACUGGGAUGGGUGUGAUUAUUCCAAGGCUGGCCGUACAGACCGUGGAGUUAGUGCGUUUGGGCAGGUAAUUGGUAUUCGGGUCCGCAGUAUGCGACCCAUGCCAAAGGCUCCUGCUGCAGCCUCGGAGCAGGAAGGACUACAAGCGGAGAACGGGGAUGCGAUGCAGGUUGAGGAAACAGCCAUGGAUCAAGACUGGGAUGACAUUGCGGAUGAGAUUAACUACGUUCAAGUAUUGAACAGGGUGCUUCCGGAAGAUAUUCGUGUCCUUGCUUGGUGUCCUAACCCUCCUCCUGGAUUCGAUGCCCGCUUCUCCUGUAGAGAACGCCGCUACCGCUAUUUCUUCACGCAGCCUGCAUUUUCGCCUACACCCGGCGCAUUUGGAUUCGAGGAUCGCGUCAACGCUGGAAAGGGUCCAAAUGCAAAGUUCCGCGAGGGAUGGCUAGAUAUUGAGGCGAUGCGUGAAGCUGCGAAGUCUUUCGAAGGAAUCCAUGAUUUCCGAAACUUCUGCAAACUGGAUACAAGCAAGCAGAUUGAAAACUUCGAGCGUAUCAUUCAUUACUCUGAUAUUGAGCUUGUGGACCCGAAGACCAUGCCUUUGGGCUGGGUGAAUCGAGCUGGCUUUCAAUCGCAAGAAAAUUCUGUGUCUGAUGAGACUAUGGAGUCGCCAGAAACGGCGGCCUCAGCUACACCCCAGGUGUACACAUUCACACUGCAUGGGUCUGCAUUCCUCUGGCAUCAAGUCAGACACAUGGUCGCAAUCUUGUUCCUAGUUGGACAAGGGCUCGAGUCUCCGUCGAUUGUCCCCGAAUUAUUGGACGUGGCUAAGAAUCCGUGCAAGCCAACUUAUGAGAUGGCUUGUGACGCGCCCUUGGUUCUGUGGGAUACCAUCUUCCCCGCAGAAGGCUCAGGCAGCCGUGAGGAUGCUUUGGACUGGGUCUACGCUGGUGAUGUGCGCCUUAACAAGAACCGGAGUGCCAAGGGUGAUAGCAAGUUUGGCAUGAAGGGUGUGGUCGAUGGGCUGUGGACUGUUUGGAGACAGCGGAAGAUUGAUGAGAUUCUGGCUGGUGCACUGCUGGAUUUGACUGUUAGUCAGGGCACUAAUAGCAUUAUUGAUCACAUGGACGGGAAGCGGGGAUCAGGGAAGAAGACCAGUCGAGGUGCAAAGGUUUGGCUUGGAGAUAAUGACGCCCGCGUUGGAGGCAGAUAUGUCCCAGUCUCUAAAAAGGGAAGAACGGAGCCCGUGGAGGUCCAAAACGCAAGGUGGAUGGUCUCCAAACAGCGGAAAUUGGCAAGGAAGCAGGAGGCCGCAGACAAGAUGGAAGAAUCGUGA